AUGACACCAAAGAACAAUAAGAAAUUCAUGGAGGAUGCUAUUGAUUGGAUAAGGAAGAAUGAGCCCAACAUUGAGGAUGUAGAUGAUAAUACUGUUGAAGAGGUCACUAAUUUGGCUGGUGUCAAAAUGCCGCCUGGUGUUGUUCCAAAGGCUGCCAAGAAGAAACCGGUGGAAGAUGCAAUUGACUGGAUCCGGAAGAAUCUUGGUCCAGAAGAAGAGCUAGAUGAACCUUCUCUUGAAGCUCUCUCAGAGCUGACAGGUGUUCCUAUGCCGAAGAUGAAGACACCCAAGGACAAGAAGAGAUUCGUUGAAGAUGCAGUGGAUUGGCUUCGGAAGAAUCAACCUGAUCUUGAUGGCUUGGAUGAACCUACUAUUGAAGACAUCACUAAACUCGCUGGCAUUCCUCUCCCUCCAGGUGUUACAUCACGACGUGAGAAAGAGAAUGCUAUUGAUGACGCUGUUGAUUGGCUGCGGAAGAACAACCCUGUGUUGGAUGACCUUGAUGAGCCCACUCUGGAAGCCCUCUCCAACCUGACUGGUGUUCCCAUGCCAAAGAGCAAGACACCUAAGGACAACAAGAAGUUUGCCGAGGAUGCUGUCGACUGGCUCCGAAGAAACAACCCAAAGAUGGACAAUCUUGACAAGCCAACUAUUGACAAGUUGCAGAAUCUCACCUCUGAAACCCUGCCAGGUGGUCCAUCACCGAGGGACGAGAGACUGAAGGCUAUGAAAGAAGCUCUUGACUGGCUUCGAAAGAAUGAUCCAAGGCUUGACGACGUCAAGAACCCCACAGUAGAAGCGUUUUCAAAUCUAACGGGGAUCCCCUUACCAAAGCAAAUGACACCAAAGAACAAUAAGAAAUUCAUGGAGGAUGCUAUUGAUUGGAUAAGGAAGAAUGAGCCCAACAUUGAGGAUGUAGAUGAUAAUACUGUUGAAGAGGUCACUAAUUUGGCUGGUGUCAAAAUGCCGCCUGGUGUUGUUCCAAAGGCUGCCAAGAAGAAACCGGUGGAAGAUGCAAUUGACUGGAUCCGGAAGAAUCUUGGUCCAGAAGAAGAGCUAGAUGAACCUUCUCUUGAAGCUCUCUCAGAGCUGACAGGUGUUCCUAUGCCGAAGAUGAAGACUCCCAAGGACAAGAAGAGAUUUGUUGAAGAUGCAGUGGAUUGGCUUCGGAAAAAUCAACCUGAUCUUGAUGGCUUGGAUGAACCUACUAUUGAAGACAUCACUAAACUCGCUGGCAUUCCUCUCCCCCCAGGUAUUGUUGCAAGGGAACCCAGAAAGAAGGCUGUUGAAAAUAUUGUGGACUGGCUCAGGAAAAACAACCCAGUUGUGUCUGAAUUUGAUGAACCUAAGCUUGAGGCUUUGUCUAAUCUGACCGGGCAACCACUUCCACAGAACAUGACACCAUCUGAAAGGGAUGACUUUGUUGAGGACUGCGUGGACUGGAUUCGCCGAAAUAAUCCAUAUGUUGAUGAUGUUGAGUUGCCAACCAUUGAAGCCCUCAGUGACCUUCAUUCAGAGCCUCUUCCACCAGGCACAACAGCAAGGGACGCUAAAGUGAAAGCGUUUGAUGAUGCAAUUGACUGGCUCAGAAAGAACCAGCCAAAGCCUGAUGACCUCGAUGAACCCUCUUUUGAAGCAUUGUCUGAGUUAACAGGCCUUCCACUCCCUGUCAGCAUGUCUCCGCGAGAAAAGAAGAGUUUCAUGGAAAAUGCCCUUGACUGGUUAAGGAAAAACAGUGCAGACGCCACUGACAUCGAUGACUUGACGCUGGAACAGUUGACCAAACUUAGCAAUGUUCCCAUGCCUCCUGGAAUUGUACCUUUGGAAGCACGGAAACAAGCCAUGGAAGAUGCUGUGGAUUGGCUGAGGCAGAACGAAUUGCCACUGGAUGUUGUUGAUGAACCGAUCCUAGAAGCCCUCUCCAAUAUAGCUGGUUUGCCAAUGCCAAGGAUGAUGAGCCCGAUCGAGAAAAGAGAGUUUGCUGAAAAUGCAAUUGAUUGGCUUCGUAGAAACAAUCCUGACACCAGCAAUCUGGACGAACCCACAAUUGAAAGCAUCACAAAGCUCACUGGCACACCGAUGCCAACAGGCAUGCAAACUCACAACACAAAGAAGAACAAGGUACAAGAUGCUUUGGACUGGAUCAGGAAAAAUGAUGUGAACCUUGAUGACCUCGAUGAACCAACACUGGAAGCAUUGUCUAACUUGACAAAUAUACCAUUUCCUGAUGAGCUGACUCCAACUAAAAAGAAGAAAUUUGCUGAUGAUGCCCUUGACUGGCUUCGGAACAACAACCCCGAUCUUACCAGUAUUGAUCAAGAGACAGCUGACAACAUCUCCGCCGUACCGAAUCAUCCACUCCCCCCACAUGCAGUCUCCCGUGAUGCCAAACAAAAAAGUGUCGAGGAUAUGAUUGAUUGGUUGAGGAAAAAUGGACCUCCGUUGGAUGAUCUGGAUGAACCCAUUCUGGAAUCUCUAUCCAAUCUCACAGGAGUUCCCAUGCCCAGGCAUAAAACUCCUAAUGCUAGGAAAGAUUUCAUGGAAGAUGCUGUUGACUGGCUCCGAAAUAAUGAGCCAGAUUUGGGAUCCAUGGAUGGUCCAACUCUGGACAAUCUAAUGCAAGUCCCAGGUGCACCACUCCUGCCUGGGGUUGUUCCCCGAGAUGCUAAGAAGAGGGCUGUUGAUGAUGCUCUUGAAUGGUUACGAAAGAAUGACCCAUUACCUGACGACUUGGAAGAACCAACCAUUGAAGCCCUCUCAAAUCUUACCGGAAUACCCAUGCCUUCCAAAAUGACACCAAAUGAGAAGAAAGGGUUUUUGGAGGAUGCUCUUGACUGGAUUCGCAAGAAUGAACCAGAUCUGUCAAACCUUGAUGAACCGACCCUAGAAAAUUUGACUAUGGUACCAGGCAUGCCCAUCCCACCAAGCAUGAAACCUAGAGCAACAAAAGAAGACGAAGUGGAUGAUGUGCUUUCAUGGCUUCGCAAAAAUGGUCCGCCACCCGAGGAACUUGAUGAACCUUCCGUAGAGGCCUUGUCUAACUUGACAGGAUUACCGCUGCCAACGGCAAUCCCUCCAGAGGAGAAGAAAAGAAUAUUGGAUCAAGCAGUGGAUUGGCUUCGCCAUGGAGGUCCUGAGUUUUCCAAGUUGGACGAGCCAUUACUUGACAGCCUCCUUCAGGUCCCUGGGGCGCCCACACCUCCUGGGGUUGUACCUAGAAGCACAAAGAAGGAUGUUGCGGAAGAUGCCAUCGAAUGGCUCAGAAAGCAUGGCCCACCAGAAGAUGAGCUAGACGAGCCCAUAGUUGAGGCUUUGGCAAAGCUUUCCGGAAUUCCAAUGCCAAAGAGAUUGACACCUCAGGAGAAGAAAGAGAUCAUUGAAAAUGUGGUGGAUUGGGUUCGGAAGAAUGAACCUGAUCUCGCCAAACUAGAUGAACCCACUCUUGACAGUCUUAUGAGAAUGCCCGGGGCACCAAUACCACCACAAAUUGUCCCAAGGGAAACCAAGAAAAAGGGAGUGGAAGAGACGGUGUCAUGGCUCAGGAAGAAUGGACCACCACCUGAUGACAUUGAUGAACCUACCCUCGCAACGCUAUCACGCUUGACAGGUGUUCCACUGCCACAGAAAAUGACACCGGAAGACAAGGCCAAGUUCACGGAGGAUGUGGUUGACUGGAUGCGCCAGAAUGAGAUUGACAGUUCAAAACUGCAUGAACCAACUCUCGACAGUAUCAUGCAGGUUCCAGGUGCCCCAAUGCCUUCAGGAGUUGUACCUCGUGAAACAAAGAAGAAGGGCGUUGAUGAUGUUGUGGAGUGGCUCAGGAAGAAUGGUGCCCCCGAGGAUGUCCCUGAUGAACCCACACUUGAAGCCCUAUCAAAUCUGACGGGUGUCCCAAUGCCCAAGAAGGACACACCCAAGGACAAGAAGAAGUUCAUGGAGGAUAGUGUGGACUGGCUUCGAAAGAAUACGCCAGAUACAUCCAAGCUUGCUGAACCCACCCUUGACAGUCUGUUGCAGGUUCCAGGAGCACCCAUGCCUUCUGGUGUUGUUCCUCGUGAAACAAAGAAGAAGGGUGUUGACGAUGUACUUGAUUGGCUGAGGAAGAAUGGAGCCCCAACACAUUUGCCCGAUGAGCCCAUUCUUGAAGCAAUUUCUGAUUUGACUGGUGUUCCAAUGCCCACAGAAAGAACGCCAGAGACGAAGAAGAAGUUCAUGGGUGAUGCGGUUGACUGGCUGAGAAAGAAUCAACCUGAUACUGCGAAGCUAGAUGAACCCACUCUUGACAGCUUAUUGCAGGUUCCAGGGGCUCCUCAGGAACCAUCAGUGCUCUCUCGGAACGCAUUGAAAAAGGGAGCUGAUGAUGUUGUUGAUUGGUUGAGGAAGAACGGUGCACCGAGCAGUGACAUUGAUGAACCUACACUAGAAGCACUCUCGAACUUGACAGGAGUUCCCAUGCCACAAAAAACACCACCAAAGAAAGGACAAUUGAUUGAUGAUGUGGUUGACUGGUUGCGAAACAAUGAACCAGAUACGUCCAAGCUUGAUGAACCAACUCUCGACAGUAUCAUGCAGGUUCCAGGGGCCCCUAUGCCUUCUGGAGUUGUGCCUCGUGAGGAUAAGAAAGAAGGUGUUGAUGAUGUUGUGGACUGGCUCAGGAAGAAUGGUGCCCCUGAGAUUGUCCCUGAUGAACCCACUCUUGAAGCCCUAUCAAAUCUGACAGGCAUUCCAAUGCCAAAGAAGGACACACCCAAAGACAAGAAGAAGUUUAUGGAGGAUAGUGUUGACUGGCUGCGAAAGAACACACCAGAUACAUCCAAGCUUGAUGAACCCACCCUUGACAGUCUGUUGCAGGUUCCGGGAGCACCCAUGCCUUCUGGUGUUGUCCCUCGUGAGACAAAGAAGAAGGGAGUUGACGAUGUACUUGAUUGGCUGAGGAAGAAUGGUGGUCCAGAGGAAGAACUGGAUGAACCUACUCUUGAAGCCCUCUCAGAUUUGACUGGUGUUCCGAUGCCCAAGAAGAAGACUCCUGAGGCAAAGAAGAAGUUCAUGGAUGAUGCUGUUGACUGGUUGAGAAAGAACCAACCUGAUACGGCGAAGCUAGAUGAACCCACUCUUGACAGCUUGAUGCAGGUACCUGGUGCUCCAAUGCCAUCUGGAAUUGUCCCUCGUGAGAAGAAGAGGAAGGGUGUUGAUGAUGUUGUUGAUUGGUUGAGGAAGAAUGGUCCACCAAAUAAAGAAAUUGACGAACCCACUCUGGAGGCUCUAGCAACAAUGACUGGAUUCCCUCUCCCAAAGAAAUCCAAGCCUGCCAAGAGGCAAUUGCUUAAUGAUGUGGUUGACUGGCUGCGAAAUAAUGAACCAGACACUUCCAAGCUGGACGAACCAACUCUUGACAGUAUCAUGCAGGUUCCAGGUGCCCCAAUGCCUUCUGGAGUUGUGCCUCGUGAAACAAAGAAGAAGGGGGUUGAUGAUGUUGUGGACUGGUUCAGGAAGAAUGGUGCUCCCAAGGAUGUCCCUGAUGAGCCCACACUUGAAGCACUAUCAAAUCUGACGGGUGUCCCAAUGCCCAAGAAGGAUACACCCAAGGACAAGAAAAAGUUCAUGGAGGAUAGUGUGGACUGGCUUCGAAAGAACACACCAGAUACAUCGAAGCUUGAUGAACCAACCCUUGACAGUCUGUUGCAGGUUCCGGGCGCACCCAUGCCAUCUGAUGUGGUUCCUCGUGAGACAAAGAAGAAAGGUGUUGACGAUGUACUUGAUUGGCUGAGAAAGAAUGGUGGUCCAGAGGAAGAACUGGAUGAACCCACUCUUGAAGCCCUCUCAGAUUUGACUGGUGUUCCGAUGCCCAAGAAGAAGACUCCUGAGGCAAAGAAGAAGUUCAUGGAUGAUGCUGUUGACUGGCUGCGAAAGAAUCAACCAGAUACUUCGAAGCUGGACGAACCCACUUUGGACAGCUUGAUGCAGGUACCUGGUGCUCCAAUUCCAUCUGGAAUUGUCCCUCGUGAGAAGAAGAAGGAGGGUGUGGAUGAUGUCGUUGAUUGGUUGAGGAAGAAUGGCCCACUGGAAGAUGAAAUUGAUGAACCCACUCUGGAGGCUCUAGCAACUAUGACUGGGUUCCCCCUUCCCAAAACGAAAGAACCAAACCAUAAUCGAUUGAUGGAUGAUGUGGUUGAUUGGUUGCGAACCAAUAAACCAGAUAUGUCCAAGCUGGACGAGCCAACCCUUGAUGGUAUCAUGCAGGUUCCAGGCGCCCCAAUGCCUUCUGGAGUUGUGCCUCGUGAAACAAAGAAGAAGGGUGUUGAUGAUGUACUUGAUUGGCUGAGAAAGAAUGGUGGUCCAGAGAAAGAACUGGAUGAACCCACUCUUGAAGCCCUCUCAGAUUUGACUGGUGUUCCGAUGCCCAAGAAGAAGACUCCUGAGGCAAAGAAGAAGUUCAUGGAUGAUGCUGUUGACUGGUUGAGAAAGAACCAACCUGAUACGGCGAAGCUAGAUGAACCCACUCUUGACAGCUUGAUGCAGGUACCUGGUGCUCCAAUGCCAUCUGGAAUUGUCCCUCGUGAGAAGAAGAAGAAGGGUGUUGAUGAUGUUGUUGAUUGGUUGAGGAAGAAUGGUCCACCCGAAGAUGAAAUUGAUGGACCCACUCUGGAGGCUCUUGCCACAAUGACUGGAUUCCCACUUCCUAUGAAACCAAAACCACACAAUAGCAAAUUAUUGCAUGAUGUUGUUGACUGGUUGCGAACCAAUAAACCAGAUACGUCCAAGCUUGAUGAACCAACUCUCGACAGUAUCAUGCAGGUUCCAGGUGCCCCUAUGCCUUCUGGAGUUGUUCCUCGUGAAACAAAGAAGAAAGGGGUUGAUGAUGUUGUGGACUGGCUCAGGAAGAAUGGUUCUCCCGAGGAUGUCCCUGAUAAACCCACACUUGAAGCCCUAUCAAAUCUUAUCGGUGUCCCAAUGCCCAAGAAGGACACACCCAAGGACAAGAAGAAGUUCAUGGAGGAUACUGUUGACUGGCUGCGAAAGAACACACCAGAUACAUCCAAGCUUGAUGAGCCCACCCUUGACAGUCUGUUGCAGGUUCCCGGUGCCCCCAUGCCUGCUGGUGUUAUUCCUCGUGAGACAAAGUUGGAGGGCGUUGACGAUGUACUUGAUUGGCUGAGAAAGAAUGGUGGUCCAGAGGAAGAACUGGAUGAACCCACUCUUGAAGCCCUCUCGGAUUUGACUGGUCUUCCAAUGCCCAAGAAGAAGACCCCCGAGGCAAAGAAGAAGUUCAUGGAUGAUACUGUUGACUGGUUGAGAAAGAAUCAACCUGAUACUGCGAAGCUAGAUGAACCCACUCUUGACAGCUUGAUGCAGGUACCUGGUGCUCCAAUGCCAUCAGGUAUUAUCCCUCGUGAGAAGAAGAAGGAGGGUGUGGAUGAUGUCGUCGAUUGGUUGAGGAAGAAUGGUCCACCAAAGGAUGAGAUUGAUGAACCUACUCUGGAGGCAUUAGCUACAAUGACAGGGUUCCCACUUCCCAAGACAUCAAAACCAAGUCAGAGUGAAUUAUUACGUGAUGUGGUUGACUGGCUGCGUAACAAUGAACCAGACACAUCCAAGCUUGACGAGCCAAUUCUUGACAGUAUCAUGCAGGUUCCAGGGGCCCCUAUGCCUUCUGGAGUUGUGCCUCGUGAGACAAAAAAGAAGGGGGUCGACGAUGUGGUUGACUGGCUCAGGAAGAACGGGGCCCCGGAGGAUGAACCAGAUCAGCCUACUCUUGAAGCCCUAUCAAAUCUGACAGGUGUUCCAAUGCCAAAGAAGGACACACCCAAAGACAAGAAGAAGUUUAUGGAGGAUACUGUUGACUGGCUGCGAAAGAACACACCAGAUACAUCCAAGCUUGAUGAACCCACCCUUGACAGUCUGUUGCAGGUUCCGGGAGCACCCAUGCCUUCUGGUGUUAUUCCUCGUCAGACAAAGAAGAAAGGUGUUGACGAAGUACUAGAUUGGCUGAGAAAAAAUGGUGGUCCAGAGGAAGAACUGGAUGAACCCACUCUUGAAGCCCUCUCGGACUUGAUUGGUGUUCCAAUGCCCAAGAAGAAGACUCCUGAGGCAAAGAAGAAGUUCAUGGAUGAUGCUGUUGACUGGUUGAGAAAGAAUCAACCUGAUACUGCGAAACUAGAUGAACCCACUCUUGACAGCUUGAUGCAGGUACCUGGCGCUCCAAUGCCAUCAGGUAUUAUCCCUCGUGAGAAGAAGAAGGAGAAUGUUGAUGAUGUUGUGGAUUGGUUGAGGAAGAAUGGUCCACCAAAUGAUGCAAUUGAUGAACCGACCUUGGAGGCUCUAGCCACAAUAACUGGAUUCCCACUCCCUAAGAAAUCAAAACCGGACAAGAGGGAGUUGCUGCAUGAUGUGGUUGACUGGUUGCGAACUAAUAAACCAGAUAUGUCCAAGCUUGACGAACCCACUCUUGACAGUAUCAUGCAGGUUCCAGGUGCCCCUAUGCCUUCUGGAGUUGUUCCUCGCGAAACAAAGAAGAAGGGGGUUGAUGAUGUUGUGGACUGGCUGAGGAAGAACGGUGCUCCUGACGAUGUCCCUGAUGAGCCCACACUUGAAGCACUAUCAAAUCUGACGGGUGUCCCAAUGCCCAAGAAGGACACACCCAAGGAGAAGAAGAAGUUUAUGGAGGAUAGUGUGGACUGGCUGCGAAAGAACAAACCAGAUACAUCCAAGCUUGAUGAACCCACCCUUGACAGUCUGUUGCAGGUUCCGGGCGCACCCAUGCCUUCUGGUGUUGUCCCUCGUGAGACAAAGAAGAAAGGUGUUGACGAUGUACUUGAUUGGCUGAGGAAGAAUGGUGGUCCAGAGGAAGAACUGGAUGAACCCACUCUUGAAGCCCUCUCAGAUUUGACUGGUGUUCCAAUGCCCAAGAAAAAGACCCCCCAUGCAAAGAAGAAGUUCAUGGAUGAUACUGUUGACUGGUUGAGAAAGAAUCAACCUGAUACUUCAAAGCUAGAUGAACCCACUCUUGAUAGCUUGAUGCAGGUACCUGGUGCUCCAAUGCCUUCUGGAAUUGUCCCUCGUGAGAAGAAGAAGGAGGGCGUUGAUGAUGUUGUUGAUUGGUUGAGGAAGAAUGGUCCACCAAAGGAUGAGAUUGAUGAGCCUACUUUGGAGGCUCUUGCCACAAUGACUGGAUUCCCACUUCCUAAGAAACUGGCUCCUGACUCAAGGGAAGUAGUCGAAGAUUUUAUUGACUGGCUGCGAAAUAAUGAACCAGACACUUCCAAGCUGGAUGAACCAACUCUUGACAGUAUCAUGCAGGUUCCAGGUGCCCCAAUGCCUUCAGGAGUUGUGCCUCGUGAAACAAAGAAGAAGGGGGUUGAUGAAGUUGUGGACUGGCUCAGGAAGAAUGGUGCUCCCGAGGAUGUCCCUGAUGAGCCCACACUUGAAGCACUAUCAAAUCUGACGGGUGUCCCAAUGCCCAAGAAGGACACACCAAAGGACAAGAAGAAGUUUAUGGAGGAUAGUGUUGACUGGCUUCGAAAGAACACACCAGAUACAUCCAAGCUUGAUGAACCAACCCUUGACAGUCUGUUGCAGGUUCCGGGAGCACCCACGCCAUCUGGUGUUGUUCCUCGUGAGACAAAGAAGAAGGGUGUUGACGAUGUACUUGAUUGGCUGAGAAAGAAUGGUGGUCCAGAGGAAGAGCUGGAUGAACCCACUCUUGAAGCCCUCUCAGAUUUGACUGGUGUUCCAAUGCCCAAGAAGAAGACCCCCCAUGCAAAGAAGAAGUUCAUGGAUGAUGCUGUUGACUGGUUGAGAAAGAACCAACCUGAUACUGCGAAACUAGAUGAACCCACUCUUGACAGCUUGAUGCAGGUACCUGGUGCUCCAAUGCCAUCAGGUAUUGUCCCUCGUGAGAAGAAGAAGGAGGGCGUUGAUGAUGUUGUUGAUUGGUUGAGGAAGAAUGGUCCUCCAAAGGAUGAGAUUGAUGAACCCACUCUGGAGGCUUUAGCUACAAUGACUGGAUUCCCAUUGCCUAAGAAACUGGCUCCUGAUUCCAAGAAAGUGGUUGAAAAUUUAGUUGACUGGUUGCGAAACAACAAACCAGAUACCUCCAAGCUUGAUGAGCCAACUCUUGACAGUAUCAUGCAGGUUCCAGGUGCUCCAAUGCCUUCUGGAGUUGUUCCUCGUGAAACAAAGAAGAAGGGGGUUGAUGAUGCUGUGGACUGGCUCAGGAAGAAUGGUGCUCCUGACGAUGUCCCUGAUGAACCCACACUUGAAGCCCUAUCAAAUCUGACGGGUGUCCCAAUGCCCAAGAAGGACACACCAAAGGACAAGAAGAAGUUUAUGGAGGAUAGUGUGGACUGGCUGCGAAAGAACAAACCAGAUACAUCGAAGCUUGAUGAGCCCACCCUUGACAGUCUGUUGCAGGUUCCGGGUGCCCCCAUGCCUUCUGGUGUUGUUCCUCGUGGGACAAAGAAGAAAGGUGUUGACGAUGUACUUGAUUGGCUGAGAAAGAAUGGUGGUCCAGAGGAAGAGCUGGAUGAACCCACUCUUGAAGCCCUCUCAGAUUUGACUGGUGUUCCAAUGCCCAAGAAGAAGACCCCUGAGGCAAAGAAGAAGUUCAUGGAUGAUGCUGUUGACUGGUUGAGAAAGAACCAACCUGAUACGGCGAAGCUAGAUGAACCCACUCUUGACAGCUUGAUGCAGGUACCUGGUGCUCCAAUGCCAUCAGGUAUUGUCCCUCGUGAGAAGAAGAAGGAGGGUGUUGAUGAUGUUGUUGAUUGGUUGAGGAAGAAUGGUCCACCAAAGGAUGAGAUUGAUGAACCUACUUUGGAGGCCCUAGCAACUAUGACUGGAUUCCCACUUCCUAAGAAAUUGGCUCCUGAUUCCAAGCAAUUGAUGGAUGAUGUGGUUGACUGGUUACGAACCAAUAAACCAGACACUUCCAAGCUUGAUGAGCCAACUCUUGACAGUAUCAUGCAGGUUCCAGGUGCCCCUAUGCCUUCUGGAGUUGUGCCUCGUGAAACAAAGAAGAAGGGGGUUGAUGAUGCUGUGGACUGGCUCAGGAAGAAUGGUGCUCCUGACGAUGUCCCUGAUGAACCCACACUUGAAGCCCUAUCAAAUCUGACGGGUGUCCCAAUGCCCAAGAAGGACACACCAAAGGACAAGAAGAGGUUUAUGGAGGAUAGUGUUGACUGGCUUCGAAAGAACACACCAGAUACAUCCAAGCUUGAUGAACCAACCCUUGACAGUCUGUUGCAGGUUCCGGGAGCACCCAUGCCAUCUGGUGUUGUUCCUCGUGAUACAAAGAAGAAGGGUGUUGACGAUGUACUUGAUUGGCUGAGAAAGAAUGGUGGUCCAGAGGAAGAGCUGGAUGAACCCACUCUUGAAGCCCUCUCAGAUUUGACUGGUGUUCCAAUGCCCAAGAAGAAGACUCCUGAGGCAAAGAAGAAGUUCAUGGAUGAUGCUGUUGACUGGUUGAGAAAGAACCAACCUGAUACGGCGAAGCUAGAUGAACCCACUCUUGACAGCUUGAUGCAGGUACCUGGUGCUCCAAUGCCAUCAGGUAUUAUCCCUCGCGAGAAGAAGAAGGAGGGCGUUGAUGAUGUUGUUGAUUGGUUGAGGAAGAAUGGUCCACCAAAGGAUGAGAUUGAUGAACCCACUCUGGAGGCUCUAGCCACAGUGACUGGAUUUCCGCUCCCCAAGCAGUCUGUUUCAGAUUCUGAACAGCUCGUCAACGAUGUAGUUGACUGGUUGCGAACCAAUAAACCAGACACAUCAAGACUGGAUGAACCCACUCUCGACAGUGUCAUGCAGGUUCCAGGUGCCCCAUUGCCUUCUGGAGUUGUUCCUCGUGAAACAAAGAAGAAGGGGGUUGAUGAUGCUGUGGACUGGCUCAGGAAGAAUGGUGCUCCAGAAGAUGUCCCUGAUGAACCCACCCUUGAAGCCCUAUCAAAUCUGACGGGGGUCCCAAUGCCCAAGAAGGAUACACCCAAGGACAAGAAGAAGUUCAUGGAGGAUAGUGUGGACUGGCUUCGAAAGAACACACCAGAUACAUCCAAGCUUGAUGAACCCACCCUUGACAGUCUGUUGCAGGUUCCCGGUGCUCCCAUGCCAUCUGGUGUUGUUCCUCGUGAGACAAAGAAGAAAGGUGUUGACGAUGUACUUGAUUGGCUGAGAAAGAAUGGUGGUCCAGAGGAAGAGCUGGAUGAACCCACUCUUGAAGCCCUCUCAGAUUUGACUGGUGUUCCAAUGCCCAAGAAGAAGACCCCUGAUGCAAAGAAGAAGUUCAUGGAUGAUGCUGUUGACUGGUUGAGAAAGAACCAACCUGAUACGGCGAAGCUAGAUGAACCCACUCUUGACAGCUUGAUGCAGGUACCUGGUGCUCCAAUGCCAUCAGGUAUUGUCCCUCGUGAGAAGAAGAAGGAGGGUGUUGAUGAUGUUGUUGAUUGGUUGAGGAAGAAUGGUCCACCAAAGGAUGAGAUUGAUGAACCUACUUUGGAGGCCCUAGCAACUAUGACUGGAUUCCCACUUCCUAAGAAACUGGCUCCUGAUUCCAAGCAAUUGAUGGAUGAUGUGGUUGACUGGUUACGAACCAAUAAACCAGACACUUCCAAGCUUGAUGAGCCAACUCUUGACAGUAUCAUGCAGGUACCAGGUGCCCCUAUGCCUUCUGGAGUUGUGCCUCGUGAAACAAAGAAGAAGGGGGUUGAUGAUGUUGUGGACUGGCUCAGGAAGAAUGGUGCUCCUGACGAUGUCCCUGAUGAACCCACCCUUGAAGCCCUAUCAAAUCUGACGGGUGUCCCAAUGCCCAAGAAGGAUACACCAAAGGACAAGAAGAAGUUUUUGGAGGAUAGUGUAGACUGGCUGCGAAAGAACACACCAGAUACAUCCAAUCUUGAUGAACCCACCCUUGACAGUCUGUUGCAGGUUCCUGGUGCUCCCAUGCCAUCUGGUGUUGUUCCUCGUGAGACAAAGAAGAAAGGUGUUGACGAUGUACUUGAUUGGCUGAGGAAGAAUGGUGUUCCAGAGGAAGAACUGGAUGAACCCACUCUUGAAGCCCUCUCAGAUUUGACUGGUGUUCCAAUGCCCAAGAAGAAAACCCCCCAGGCAAAGAAGAAUUUCAUGGAUGAUGCUGUUGACUGGUUGAGAAAAAACCAACCUGAUACGGCGAAGCUAGAUGAACCCACUCUUGACAGCUUGAUGCAGGUACCUGGUGCUCCAAUGCCAUCAGGUAUUGUCCCUCGUGAGAAGAAGAAGAAGGGUGUUGAUGAUGUUGUUGAUUGGUUGAGGAAGAAUGGUCCACCAAAGGAUGAGAUUGAUGAACCCACUCUGGAGGCUCUUGCCACAAUGACUGGAUCCCCACUUCCUAAGAAACUGGCUCCU
This is a messenger RNA of Seminavis robusta, 13368 nucleotides long. The record is from the annotation of a GenBank genome assembly. Lineage: Eukaryota; Bacillariophyta; Bacillariophyceae; Naviculales; Naviculaceae.